ACCCGCCCCUCGCCCGGCCCCGGCCCCGGCCCCGGCCCCGGCCCCGGCCCCGGCCCCGGCCCCGGCCCCGGCCCCGGCCCCGGCCCCGGCCCCGGCCCCGGCCCCGGCCCGCAGGCCCCGGCUCCGGUCCCGGUCCCGCCGCUGCAGCGCGGCGCCUUGUGUCGUUCCCCUUGCCGUGCAGCCCGGGCACGGCACUGCCCCGGCACAGCCAUAACAGUCAGGGUGCUUUUAGGAAGAGCGCUGCUGAGGCCUAGGGGGGAAAAAGACAGGGGGGAAAAAAUGAAAGGAAAACGAGGUUUUAGCACCGGGAGCCGCCGCGCCCCUGCGGGAGGACCGGGGAUCGGGGGAGCUCGGUGGGCGGGAGGGCGGCCUCCCGCCGCGGCUCUGCCCGGCGCUUCCCCACGGGCAGCGGCGGCGCACGGCCGCGGAGCGGUCUCCACCUGCCAGCGGGGGGAGCGGACCCGGACCCGGACCUGGACCUGGACCCGCCGCCCUCGCUCGGCACCCCGCGGGGCAGCGGCUCCGGGGCCGGGGUCCAUCCCGGCAGCGACGGGGGCUCCUCUCCCUAAGGACAAGGUCAAGGAUGAAGGGUCAAUGUCAAGUUGUCUUAAUGGUGGAAGGCGACUGGGCACGGCAGCACUCCUUGCUUUCCGCGUUUCUGGUCUCCUUGAUUGAUUUGAAAGUGCCAUUUUGAAGGGGAACCCUGCCGCCGAAAAGACGUGAGGGCUUCGCUUUUCUUUCAAAGGACGAAGAGGUGACGAUGGUACAGUACGAAGAUCUCAUUGCCUUCCUGCCUAACAGCCUUUAAUGUCUUAAAACUGCUUUAAUGGCCGGAUUGCUUUAAGUUUCAGGGACCCUCGGAAAGCUGAAUUCUGCCCAGGGGAACGCUCCGAGAGUUCAGAAUAACUCCCCUAUCUUCUGUUCAUCACACCACAUAACAAAAAUAAUUAAGUAAAGUGUAGCUGGGGUGCUGCAGGCCUCCUGCAAGUAAAGCUGCCCGGCCAGAAAAUGCCGUCAAACCUCCUUCACCGUACGGGUCUGCCAAAAAUCUUUGCAGAAAGCAGCUCGUUAAUCCCGAUCAUUUCCUCUCAAGAAUGAUAAAGAUACUCCUCCUAAAACAGAAAGAGUUGCCCCAAUCGGCUCCAAAAUCAGCAGAAAACCCCCCACAUACUGGAGGGAGAUAUUAUCGCCGGGCAUUGCAAGGAGUAAAAUAAGCGAGUGUCACCUCGGCUCCCUAAUUUGUCUGACACUCGUUGGAGGAAAAAACCCACCUCGAGUGGCUCGGAGCAAGGGGCUGUGAGGAGAACAGAAACUUUCGCAGUGACUUGAACGUGAACUUCCUGCGAUGCGGGGCACGUGCACCUUUUCACCUUCUGGAUCAAAUCCUUCCUGGUUUUGAUCGAAUACAGAUAUCAUUAUUUAAAAUGUGACUGUAAUAGGCAUGAAUGCCGUGUAACUAAUCUUGACAACAUACCUAUAGUUUCAAUCCGUGCCAGGAGUUAAUUGGCUUUAAUCCAGUUGCUAAAACUCGCUUUUCAGCCUUUAUUAUAGUUACUCUCUAGUAAUGUGUGGGUGGAUUUGUUUGUAAUUUAGCAUAGGCUGUCCCUGGCACUGCACCAUACCUCGUACCUAGUACAGAACUGUCUGUAACAUCAAACUGGGGGAAAAAAAUAAAGACCCAGGUGUGAAGGCAUUUCCUUUAUCAUCCCUCCGCUCGGUGGUGGGGAGCUCGAAUUGUUAAGCUAACGUCAGCGAGCAAUAAAAACCUCUCGGGGAAGCCCUGCCAACAUAAACUAGAGCAGGAACACGAUAAAAUAUGAAAUCAAACUUCUUUGACACCCUGGCUUUGCAUCCUAAGUGGCGUUUCAGUGUGGCCUCAACCCGCCCGGAGACCCUGAACGACUCCGCCGCCGCCAGACACCCGCCCCAGCAGCGUCCGCAAACAGGCUUUAAACAGUUCCCUGGAGUAUUUUUCUUGGGAACACGGACUCUCCUGAAGGUACAGUGUAACUUUUCAUACGCCCUUGUCCCCACGCAGCGUUCGUUCACCGUCUGUCCCCGCCGCGGUGGGCGGUCGCGCUGUGCCCCCCACCCCGUCCCGCCGCUCUCCCCGGUGCCAGCCCGGCCGCUGCGGCAGGGAGCAGGGAACGCGCAGGGUCUGAGAAACUCGUGUAAAACCCUCACGGAUGGAAGGAAAAGAAAAGAAAAGAAAGAACUGUGUUUCCUAAAACCGGCAAAAUAACUUGAUUCAAAGAUCCCAUCGUGUAGCUUUAUUAGCUAAUAGGAAAGGUGCUUGAUGUAUCUGUGACCUUUGCUGCGACACCCUGCAAAGAGCAGAGCAGUACAUGUUGGACUCACCAGCAAACUGGUGUCCGAAUGGUGUUUGUGUUUAACGUCAGUGCUAAGGGGGUCGGUGAAUGGCAUCAGGUUGUAGGAGGCAGACUUGAAAAGCAUUAAUUAGUCAGAUUUGCAUUAUUAAAAAAAAUUAAAAAUCUCUGGUGUGUAACGCAAUUGCAUCUUACAUUGCUGGAGUGCUAAGCUUGAGUGAGGGCCGCUGUGCAGAUCACAGUCUGUGGGCUCAGAAACCUGUGAAAAAUGCUUUUCCUCAUUUUGAGAGAAGUACGAAGACGGGAAAAAUCAACGUUAUACCGAGGCCCCCCCCCGGUCGGUGCGUGCCCCGGGGAGGUUCGGGUCACUCAGCGAGCAGGGUUACCGGUUGUCGGAGCAGACGCAAACCGCGCUGAGGACCGAGUUACUGUAUUCGCUGCUGCCACCGGCAUCCCGCCCGCUGCUCUGUCACGGGGGCGCGGAUGGAUGCCCCGCUCCCGCACGGGGAGGCAGAGCCGCCCUCCGGCCAGCGGCUGCAGCGGCCCUUGUUUCUCCCCAGCUGCCCCCGGAUGGCGGGCCCGGCCCGGGCUCGCUGCAGCCAGAGUUCCGCCGGGCCGUUAGGCCGCAGCCGGCGGCGGAGUCCAGCCGGGCCCCCCCGCGGCGCCGCCGGGCCCGGGGAGCCGCCACCUGCCGGCGACAGGGCGGGGGGAGGGAGGUCAGCCCCCGGGGCAGCGCCGCGCUGGGCCGAGCCGGGGGCCGGAGCUGCCCCGCCCGCUCGGAGGAGCCGCUCCCCCGCUCUGAGGCCGGGCCGGGGCCGCAGCCGCUGCCCCCCGGAGGCUGAGGCGGUCCGUCCCCUCAGGAAAGGCCUACGCGCGGGCCGCGGGCUCCCUCAACCGUUCGCCCGGCCCGGCCGCCCGCGGCCCCGCGACCCGGCGCGGGCACCUUACGCCGGGAUCAGGAUCGGGAUCGGGGCGGGGGCAGGAGCGCCCCGGCCGCGGUCACCGCGGGCUGCCGGAAAGGCGCGGCCCCACCCCCUCCCCGGCUUCGCGAGCGCUUGACAGGAGCGUGGUCACGUGCCGGCCGCAAAGCGCCUCUUUGCGACCUCAAUGACAGGCAAAAUGUGCGACAGGCGCUGUGGAGGCAGGGAGGGAGCGGCGUUGCCUCCUCCUCCUCUCCGGGCCAGCAGCUGAGGCAGCGCUGCCCGCUCCCGGCCCGCUCCCGGCCCCCUGCCCGCCUCUCUCCUCCCUCCACCCCUCCUCUGCCCGCCGCCGCGGAGCUGCCAGGUGGGGCAGCUCGGGGGCGCCGCGGGAGCCUGAGAGGAGCCCGGCGCCUCGAUGAGCUCCUAGCUCCCACCCUGCCCCGUCCUCGCCGGCAGCAGCUCCAGGUGCGCGGGUCAGAGCAGAGCCGGGGACGCAGCUGGCUGCAAUGGCGUCCAACAUGGACCGAGAAAUGAUAUUGGCUGAUUUCCAGGCAUGUACUGGUAUUGAAAAUAUUGAUGAAGCUAUAACGUUGCUUGAACAAAAUAACUGGGAUUUAGUGGCAGCUAUAAAUGGUGUAAUACCACAAGAAAAUGGCAUUCUACAAAGUGAGUAUGGUGGAGAGACUUUACAUGGACCAGCGUAUGGCCCCACAAGUCAUUCUACAGCAGCUUCUUCAACUCCUUCCUCAUCCUCAGCAUUUCGCCAUGUAGUGCCAUCUAGACAAAUAGUGGAAAGACAACCUCGAAUGCUUGACUUCAGGGUUGAGUACAGAGACAGAAAUGUGGAUGUGGUACUUGAAGACAGCUCCACAGUUGGAGAUAUCAAACAUAUUCUAGAAAAUGAACUUCAGAUUCCUGCAUCCAAAAUGCUGUUAAAAGGGUGGAAGACUGGAGAUGUAGAUGAUAGUACUGUUUUAAAAACUCUACACUUGCCAAAAAAUAAUAGUCUUUAUGUUCUAACACCUGACCUGCCUCCUCCUUCUUCAAGUCAUUCUGGGGCUCUGCAGGAGUCAUUAAAUCAAAACUUCAUGCUGAUCGUCACCCAUCGAGAAGUCCAGCGGGAGUACAACCUCAACUUCUCAGGAAGCAGUACCAUUCAGGAGGUGAAGCGGAAUGUGUAUGACCUAACUAGUAUCCCUGUCCGUCACCAGUUAUGGGAAGGCUGGCCUCCUUCUGCCACAGACGACUCGAUGACGCUAGCUGUUUCGGGACUGACUUUUCCUUGCCAUCGACUUACAGUUGGAAGAAGAUCUUCACCCGUACAAACAAGGGAACAGUCAGAGGAGCAAUGCACUGAUGUUCAUAUGGUUAGUGACAGUGAUGGAGAUGACUUUGAAGAUGCUACAGAGUUUGGAGUUGAUGAUGGAGAAAUGUUUGGAGUAGCAUCGUCUGCCUUGAGGAAAUCGCCAAUGAUGCCAGAAAAUGCUGAAAAUGAAGGAGAUGCCUUAUUACAAUUUACAGCUGAGUUUUCUUCAAGAUAUGGUGACUGCCAUCCUGUUUAUUUUAUUGGAUCGCUAGAGGCUGCUUUUCAAGAAGCCUUCUAUGGGAAAGCUAGAGAUAGAAAGCUUCUUGCUAUCUACCUUCACCACGAUGAAAGUGUACUAACCAACGUCUUCUGCUCACAAAUGCUUUGUGCUGAAUCUAUUGUCUCCUAUCUGAGUCAGAACUUCAUCACCUGGGCAUGGGACAUGACAAAAGAAGCAAACAGAGCAAGAUUUCUGACGAUGUGCACUAGACACUUCGGGAGUGUUGUAGCCCAAACAAUUCGAACUCAGAAGACAGACCAGUUUCCACUUUUCCUUAUCAUUAUGGGAAAACGAUCGUCUAAUGAAGUAUUGAAUGUAAUACAAGGUAACACAACGGUGGAUGAGCUAAUGAUGAGGCUGAUGGCUGCAAUGGAGAUCUUCAGUGCCCAGCAGCAGGAAGACAUAAAGGAUGAGGAUGAACGUGAAGCCAGAGAAAAUGUGAAAAGAGAGCAGGAUGAAGCGUACCGCAUAUCACUGGAGGCUGACAGAGCCAAGAGGGAAGCGCAAGAGAGAGAGAUGGCGGAGCAGUUUCGCUUGGAACAGAUUCGGAAAGAACAGGAGGAAGAACGUGAGGCUAUCAGGCUCUCUCUUGAGCAAUCUUUGCCUCCUGAACCGAAGGAGGAGAGCACCGAGUCCGUCAGUAAACUGCGUAUUCGGACGCCCAGCGGAGAAUUCUUUGAGCGACGUUUCCUGGCCAGCAGCAAGCUGCAGGUUGUCUUUGAUUUUGUAGCUUCCAAGGGAUAUCCUUGGGAGGAGUACAAGCUGCUGGGCACCUUUCCGAGGAGAGAUGUGACCCAGCUGGAUCCAAAUAAAUCGUUACUGGAGGUAAAACUGUAUCCUCAAGAAACCCUUUUCCUAGAGGCAAAAGAAUAGAUCAGACAAGAUUGUAGGACUAAUCAUCCUUUGACAAGCCAGAGGCACAGCAUUGAAAGGAAGACUUCUGUCAACGCCACCUUGUACUAUCAUCCAACUCAAUUCAGUGUCACAACUUUGCCUCUUGCAAGAAUCCUGAAAAAUUGAAAAAACAUAGCUACUUAAAGUUUCAUGAGUAUAUGUUUCCAACCUCAUUUAAAUGAGCAGAGGAUAAAAUUCUGCUAUGAACACUGAACAUUAUGACUCUGUUGCUCACUUAUCAUCCAGCUUUUGUUAUAAUUAAUGCACUGUUAAAAUGUGAGUGAUUGUUAAGUAGAAUUUUUACUCCUCAAAUGCCCCUUUUUCACCAAGAAAUCUUGGACAUUUCUGCCUGUACUUUUGACACUAGAAUGCUGUAUAUUUGAUAUCUCGCUGAGCCAGUGCUCUCAUAUAUAUGCAUUUUAUUUCUGUGUUUGAAUUUCUACUUUGUCAACUAAUUUAAAAAGGCAGAAAAAAUUAACGGGACAUUCUCAGCCAUGGAAAUUUAACAGUAUUAUAGUAGAAAGCAUAUAAUUUUUGUUAGUACUUUCUGACUUCUUUGAUAAGAUGUAAGGUUUUGUUUGAAGAAUAUAGUUUGACAUAUAUGCGAGAUAUUUAUUUACUGGUUCUGCUUUGGGUCUCAGUUCUGAUUCAGUUUAGGAGGUAUUUUCCAUUACAUUGCAGUGUGUGAAACUGCUUAUUGCAUGAUGUGAAUAUUUAAAUGACAUUAGAAAUGGCCAGUACCAGAAACCUGGUAUCUUGCCAACACUUCAGGAAUCAGCUGAUAUUGAAUAUCAGCUGUUAAAAACCUUUCAAAUACCAGAUACAAAAGUUCUUUAUUUCUCAUUGUGAAAGAAAGGGCAGUUCCCAUUUUAGCAGUUUUCCUUCAUUCUGGCACUUGUUUGUAUCCUAUUACUCUGCUGUUUUAAAGCACCUUGUUUGUUUCAUCAAACAAUGAGCAUCUGAAGAGGUGGUGUAAUAAGAAAUCUGCCUUAUUAUUGCACACUUUGGACAUUUUAACAAUAGAUUACUGAUCCCGUCUCAAAUUAAAGAAAUCCUAGUUCUCUUGUCUGAAAUGUAUGCACCAACUACCUGCUAUCUGAUGUGGAAAAAAUCUGGUACUUUAAAUUUCUCAACCAUAGAAUGAGCAUACCGAGUCUAAGACCAUAACGUACACUUGAUGCCAAACCUGCAUCAAAACUGGUUUGGUGGUUUUUUGUUGUUUUUUUCUUUUUUCUUUUUUUAAUCUGUGGGCUUACAGGAUAGUGCACAAUAGCACUACAGAAUCGUCAUCUGCUAAUCAAACUUCUUUUUUUUUUAAUAAAAGCCUGGCACAUUGUUUUCCACAUAUGUUUAUAUGUAAUUCAUAGCGUUUAUCGUAGCAAAAUGAGUUCUGAUUUGAAAAUUUUAUACUAAGCAAAAAUCAAUUGCACACAUCUGUUAGUCUUUCUUUUUUCUUUGGAAGGAUGGUGAUAUAAAACUAAAUGUAUGCCUAUUAGUAGGGUGUUAGUGAAGCUGAUAUAUUGUUACCUUUACCAAAAAUGCAAAUUUCUGAGCGGGGAAAGCCUUAUUCUACCUUUUGUAAUUCUGUAAUUAGUGAGUGCAACAUCAGACACUUUUAGAAGUGAAGUAUCUAUGACAAACAAAAGGUUUGGAAGUGUAAGCAAAUUCUAAUCAUUUGCAGUUCACAAAUAAAAGGAUUCACAGCCAACAGAAAGACAAAUGCAUGUGUAAUGGAAAGCUGAAUGCAGACACUUCAUUCUGAACUUUUGUUUUCUUACAAAAAAAAAAAAUAAAUCCACUAUGUUUAUUAAAUAAGAAAUUAACAUAGGUUGCAAAUUGGGGUGAUGCUGUUUCUACAAACAAUCACAGUAACACAUACAGCAAGAUUUUAAAGUGAUGCAUAUCUCUUUUUUUCAGAUUAGCUCUUCCUUCUAAGCUGGCUAUUGAGGAAAGGAAUUGCUGAAAUACUACUACACAAAGCGAAGCGACCUUUCAGCUAACUUGUUUAUAUUAAUCUGUUCUGUUUGACUUUUGUUUGGUCUCAUCAGGCUGUUCUCCCUCAUUCAACUUUAUUUCUGUAUUUUGACUAUAUAUUCUUUACUUUGAUACUAGUUUCAUAAAGUUAUUAAAUGUGGCUUGAAUAUUUGUUGAACUUGUUGAAGUCAGUGCUCCUAGGGUUUGUUGGGCCUUUUUUUUCCUAAACUCUAUUAUUAUUUUUUCCUUAUUUUGUUCAUAUUGCAAAAUACACUGUCAUUAUCAAAACGCUGUGGUGGUAAUUAACUGGAAGUGUUCAAAGUGGUGGCAUUACUGCCCUCUGAUAUAAAGAUAUCAAGAUCGGUAUAUAGGGAUCAUUCUGCCACAACGUAAACAAGUGUAUCGCUCUUUAAAUAAAACAUUUAUGGUUUUGGUCCUUAAAUACUUUGGGCCUGAUUUCAAGAAGCAACCGUCUAGAGUCACCUUUCCAAAUUACACCCUCAAUGCAAACCUAUCCCUGUGCAGAAACAUUAAUAUUCUAUGCCAUCAUUUUCUGCUCUCCUAAACCAUGGCAUUCACGUCACAUGCUCUGCUGACACGGUUAAUCCGCUAGUCAGUCUACAGACUAAUUUUGUAAUUCAGUAUUACCCUAAAACCGUAACACUUGCUACAGAGCAUAUCCCUGAUUCUACCUUUUUAUCUUCAGGUUCUUCACAUUAAUGGCUUAUCAUUAAUGUGAUUAAUGCAUUAGUUUUAAGUCUUAAGGAAUUACCGUUAAUGAACGGAAUCCUGUACGAUGUGUCGGCUUUCGUUAUUGGCCUUCAGAGCAUUGCGGUGAAGGUGGGGCGCGCUCUGGCUUUUGAGGAAACUUCCUGCCUAUUGAUAUUGUGUUUGCAAUCAUUAUUAGAGAAUAUGCAGAAAACAAGUGUUUGCUCUGUAUUCUCUGCAUACGCACUCUUAAAUUUCGCGAGAGUGCUGAGAGUGUUUCUAAUGGAGCUAUGUUGGGGGUUUUGUUUAUUCUUUUUAAUGUAGCAGAAAAGGACUUUGGCUUUCGUAAACUGUACCUACUCAGUGACAUUAGAAACUUAAAAUAAAUUUUCAAUUACAGUAA
Messenger RNA from Grus americana (Whooping crane), 8812 nucleotides. It is a transcript of the gene FAF1, whose product is annotated as Fas associated factor 1. Lineage: Eukaryota; Metazoa; Chordata; Aves; Gruiformes; Gruidae. Gene Ontology annotation, molecular function: NF-kappaB binding; ubiquitin binding. The record is from RefSeq and is a predicted model, not a curated record. Gene Ontology annotation, cellular component: nucleus; endoplasmic reticulum. The coding region runs from base 3754 to 5706 and encodes 650 amino acids. The transcript is spliced from 20 exons.